This is a messenger RNA of Candida dubliniensis CD36, 1368 nucleotides long. RefSeq names its product phosphatidylinositol N-acetylglucosaminyltransferase (gene SPT14). Gene Ontology annotation, molecular function: phosphatidylinositol N-acetylglucosaminyltransferase activity. Bases 1 to 1368 code for a protein of 455 amino acids. The transcript has a single exon. Lineage: Eukaryota; Fungi; Ascomycota; Pichiomycetes; Serinales; Debaryomycetaceae. Gene Ontology annotation, biological process: GPI anchor biosynthetic process. Gene Ontology annotation, cellular component: glycosylphosphatidylinositol-N-acetylglucosaminyltransferase (GPI-GnT) complex. The record is from RefSeq and is a predicted model, not a curated record.
AUGGGAUACAAUAUAGCAAUGGUAACAGAUUUUUUCUAUCCUCAACCUGGAGGUGUAGAAUUUCAUGUGUAUCAUUUAUCACAAAAACUUAUAGAAUUAGGACACUCAGUGGUUAUUAUAACUCAUAAUUAUUCAUCAAGAAAUGGCGUGCGAGUACUAACGAAUGGGUUAAAAGUGUACUAUGUACCUCUUUGGGUGAUUUAUAGAAGCUCAGUUUUCCCAACUGUGUUUCUGUGUUUCCCAAUAUUGAGAAAUAUUUUCAUACGUGAAAGCAUUGAGAUUAUUCAUGGGCAUGGUUCCUUAAGUACAUUAUGCCAUGAAGCUAUAUUACAUGGCCGAACAAUGGGGAUGAAGACAGUUUUCACUGAUCAUUCACUUUUUGGCUUUGCUGAGAUUGGGUCGAUCAUGGGGAAUAAAGCAUUAAAGUUCACUUUGAGUGACGUAGGUCAUGUUAUUUGUGUCAGUCAUACUUGUAAAGAAAAUACUGUUCUAAGAGGAUCGAUCGACCCUCUAAAAGUAAGUGUGAUACCAAAUGCAGUUAUUCUGAAAGACUUUAAACCGAAAUCUAAUCGUUUGAAAAAGGAUUAUACUAAAGAGAUCACCAUUGUCGUGAUCACACGACUAUUUCCAAACAAAGGGGCUGAUCUAUUGACGGCUGUCAUCCCCAGAAUUUGCCAGUUGAAACCAAAAGUAAAAUUCUUAAUUGCAGGUGAUGGCCCCAAGUUUUUAGAUUUAGAACAAAUGAGAGAAAAGUACUUUCUUCAAGAAAGAGUUACACUAGUAGGUGCUAUAAAGCAUGAAGAAGUAAGAGAUGUGAUGGUCCAAGGAGAUAUAUAUUUGCACCCUUCAUUGACAGAAGCCUUUGGUACAGUUAUUGUGGAAGCUGCUUCAUGUGGACUUUAUGUUGUCACUACAAAAGUUGGAGGCAUACCGGAGGUCUUACCAAAUGAAAUGACGAGUUUCGCUGAACCGGAAGAAAACUCCCUUAUCGAUGCUGCUAUAGAUGCUAUAACUAAAAUUGAAAGCAAUGAAAUAGAUACCUCAAAAUUUCAUGAUGCAGUGGCCAAGAUGUACAGUUGGCAUGAUAUUGCAAAAAGAACAGAAAAUGUUUACAAUUCACUAGAUUUGAACAAGUUAAACGAACCUUUACUCCAUCGAUUGCAAAAAUACUAUUGCUGUGGUAUAAUAGCUGGUAAACUAUAUGCUUUAUGUGUCAUAGUCGAUAUUUUCAUUUUUGUGAUAUUAGAAUGGUUGUAUCCUGCUGAUCAUAUUGAUAAAGCUACAAAAUGGCCACUGCCAAUAAAGGAAAAGGAAAAGGAAGAAGAAGAAGAAGAAGGAACGUUUAUUUUUCCAAACAAAGUAAAUUAG